GUGCUAUCUGGGUCUGGCAUUGCCCGUUGGGACGUUGUGCUUCCUGAUUCGCGUACUGGCCGGCACACGUCGAAUCAACCCGCCAUCCUCGUGUCUGGUUGUUACACUUGAUACCACAAGACUCGGAGCCUCCAUCUAUUCGGCUCGCACGGCCAGCCAGCCAGCCAGCCAGAGCCCUGUACCUAGGGAGACGCACGAGACGCACGAGACGCAGGGAUUGAAUCGUACAAGAUGGCCUCCGACGAUGGUGCAGGGAGACGUUACGUGAACUUCUCGAGACCACAAAGGACGCCGAGUAUCACAAGCGUGACAUCUACGAUCAACAGCCAGGCCAUGAGCGUACAAAGCGUCCUCCCGAAGAUGCAGAGCCGCCAGACUCCCAGUGCGAUGAGCCAUACAACGAGUGUGCGAAGCCAGACGCCGAGCGUGAAGAGCCAAGCGACUACGCGUAGUACGAGAAGCAACGUCUCGACGAUACGCGGCAUGUUUGCACGAUUUUCAGGCUCCUCACAUGUUCGGUCAAUAUCGGAGUCAGAGCAGGAAGAGGUCCUGCCCUACAGACCUGCAAAGACGAAGAUGGUUCAAUACCACGUCACCACCGAUGUUCCCAGCGCGCAGCGACGUCCACAGCCCAAACGCACCUCGAUGAUAGACCAGCGAGAGCGACCACCGGUGAUACCCGAACGUACAACUUCCCUUGAGUCGCAAGGUCACAAAAAGAGCCAGACGUGGUCACAGACCAACACAGAAAAAAACUUUGGGAGCUUCAAUUUCAAUAAUAAUCAUACACUGACCAAGACACCCUGGGAGCUAGACCGAGGAAGUCCGGGGUCGAGGUGGUCAAGGAGCAUGGAUCGGGCGCAGAAUCAGCCGCGAAAGAUGUUUGUGCAACUGCCGAGGGAGAUUUAUCAAUGCGUUUUGGACAACUUAGAAGCUGUGCAUAGCCAGCUGGGGACGGUGGAUGUGCUUGCGUUGCGCCACGAUCUACGCUCAUUAUGUCUGGUCGACAAAAAGUGGCAGCACAUUGCAAGAGAGCACUUGUUCCGCGAGCUCUGGCUACCAACGAACAAGGUUUCUGCAAAGAAGAGGUUCUCCACGCGACAGCCGAAGAGCAGGCUCAAAUUACUGGUUGAUUUGCUGCGCAAGACAUCUGGUUUAGGCUUUUUUGUUCAUCACAUACGCAUCGGGGCCGAGUUGGCGCACGAAUUGGAUGCUGAGGCUUUUGCUCCGUUCAAGAAGGAUUCUGCAUUGGACUCAUUGCAGCUUAUCAUUCGAGACUGCUACAACUUGGAGCAGCUCAGUGGUUUCGUUCUGCCCUUUACAGAAUCUACAACACCGGUUCUGGAGGCUCUUGCGAGCCGCAUCCGGCUCAAAUCUCACGCUUGGAGUCUUGACUCUACUCGAGCACUACCAGGACUAGAGCACUUCAUUUUCUGCCACGAUGAUUGGGUCAAUUUGGAGACUCUGGCAAUAGCUGCAGAUCCUGGUGUCGAUCUUGGCAUUGGCACCAUUUUGGCAGUACUUCACAGACUCCCAUCACUGAAGCACUUUGCAGCCUUUGGGCUCCAUCGCUCGGAUUUCCACAAUACUUCUCUGCUGACGCUCCCGGCCGUCAAGUCCCUACGCCUGGAGUGCUUGUCCGGCCUGACAGACGAGGGCGUGGAACAAAUAGCGUUCUCGCGCCUAGCACCUUCGUUGGAACGUCUCACGCUUGUCGGACUCGAGCUGGUGUCUCUCCGAACAAUCGCCACACUUCUCUCUCAUCUCACACGUCUAAGGCGCUUCGCUCUCUUGCAGGAAGCCUCCCCGGAACUCGCUGAUGACACUAGUAAUAAUAGUAGUGGUGGUAGACCAACCGGUCGCACCCUGACUUUAUCCUCACCAAGCCUCCAACAUCUACACUGGGACUGUCUCAUUCCCGGCUCCGCCCUCUCUUGUCUCGCAGACUCCAUCAAAACCAACAAAUUCCCCCGCCUCCAAUCCGCCAAAGUCCCCAGCGACCAUAACGGCCUCAUCCAACAACUCUGCCGCCCCAUCCCCCGAGAGAAGCUCACAGCGCAAGACCUCGAACAUCUCCACCAACACAACUCUUCUUCCACUUUCGGCCGCCACGAACGCAACCUCCGCGUCAGCCAAAUCCAAGCUCAGCUCCGUAUCCGCGCGACUCGCCAACAACCCUCCUUCGACAUCGUCGUCGAAGACGAACACGAACGGAAAGCCACGCACACUAUCGGCUCCUAUCUCGGGACAAUGGAUUCCAAAAUCGAAUACCAACUCGAGCCCGACGUGGGUCCGAAUGCGUUGGUGGAAUUCGAUGAUAUUGCCCAACCGAUUGAAAUGGGUAUCAAUGGACAUCGGGUGGAGAGGAGGUUGGAAGCGGAUAUGUUAUUUUGAAAACAUAUCAGAUCAGAUUAGAUCAGAUUUGGGGGGUUUAUCUUUUUUUUUCUUUUUCCGGCAGUGUCCCCACGGGGCUGUUCCAGUGUGGGUGUAUACAUAUGUGUAUAUACUAGAUGGUUCGAGAGAUACCCAAAUUCACCUUUGUC
Messenger RNA from Sphaerulina musiva SO2202, 2543 nucleotides. RefSeq lists its product as uncharacterized. The transcript has a single exon. Bases 232 to 2394 code for a protein of 720 amino acids. The record is from RefSeq and is a predicted model, not a curated record. Lineage: Eukaryota; Fungi; Ascomycota; Dothideomycetes; Mycosphaerellales; Mycosphaerellaceae.